AUGAGGUUAAGGGCAAUCUGUAAAGGAACUGUAGCCUUUAAUGAUGGUCAUGUGGGUGAGCCUACCCCUUGUCCUUGGGUGAUACAAGGUUCUAGGUCAGAUGUAAAUAGUAAUUGGUUCAUAAAAACUUACAACCACGAACAUAAAUGCCUCCAGACAAGAAAAGUUAGAUCUGCAACAACAAAGUUUAUCUCUAAGCAGAUAAUGGACCAGAUUGAAUCCAACCCAACAAUCCCAGUCAGAGCUCUUCAAGAACAACUUCAAAAGGAUUAUCAAGUUGGAUUCUCUAUUCACAAGGUAUUUAGGGCCAAAUCUACUGCCAAAAAACUUGUCCAGGGUGAUUACAAAAAGCAAUAUGAUGUUCUUAGAGAUUACAUCCUGGAGUUGCAGUCUACUAAUCCAGAAACCACUAUGAAGUUAGAGUUUGAUUCAGAACCCAACCUUAGUGCUACCUCAAGAAGAUUUAAAAGGAUGUACGUGUGUUUGGGUGGAAUGAAGAAGGGCUUUAGAGCUUGCCUGAGGGAUUUUCUAGGUUUUGAUGGGGCAUUUAUGAAGGGCCCUUUCCCAGGACAAAUUUUAACUGCAGUUGGGGUAGACUAUAACAAUGGAAUAUACCCCCUAGCUUAUGCCAUUGUUGAGACUGAGAACACUGACAGUUGGAAGUGGUUUCUAGAGUGUAUUGCAGAUGAUCUGGACCUAUAUGCAAACUCAAACUUCACAUUUAUAAGUGACAGACAAAAGGGAUUGCAAAUUGCCAUUUCUCAGUUGUUCCCAUGUGCUGAGCACAGGUUUUGUCUUAGGCAUAUACAUGACAAUAUGAGAAAAACAUGGAGAACUAAUGAGUACAAAGAAAACUUGUGGAAUCGUGCUACAGCAACAACAGUACCAGAGUUCAAUCAUAGGAUGCAGCAAUUCAGCUCAUAUGAUGUAGAAGCUUAUAAUUGGUUGAAGAAGAUUCCCCCACAACAUUGGGCAAGAAGCCACUUCACAGGCAGAGCAGUUUCAGAUAUGCUUCUGAAUAAUCUUUGUGAAGUUUUUAAUAGCAAAUUGAUUGAGGAAAGGGACAAGCCACUAAUAACCUGCUUGGAGUGCAUUAGGGAGUAUAUGAUGAAAAGAAUAUGCAAUGUCAUAAAGGUGCAAAAGAAGUGUGUUGGUCCAUUAACCCCAUCUGCAAUAAAGAUCAUGGAGAAGAAUGUGAAUUGGGCAUCUCAGUACACAGUUAGGUGGAAUGGGUCAGAUAAAUACCAAGUGCAAGGGCCAUGGCAGGAUCAACAUGUUGUUGACAUGGUUGAAAGAGGUGCACUGGCUAGAAACAUGGAAAGCAGCUUAUGUGUACAAGGUCGAGCAAUGUGGCCUAUAAGUGAAUGCCCAAUUAAAAUCACCCCUCCUCUACACAAAAAUCAGCCUGGAAGGCCAAAGAAAAAGAGGAGGCAAUCUGCUGAGGAGAAAAGCCAGAAGAAGGGAGACAAUGUUGCUAGUGGUAGUGGGAGUCAAAGCAAUAUUGCUAGUGGGAGUGGAAAGCUUACAAGAAAGUUUAUCCAAGUAACUUGCAGCAAGUGCAAAAUUAAAGGGCACAAUGCUAGAACUUGCAAAGGCCAAGGGGGGGCUAUAGCUGCCCGUAGGUGUAAAUCGACAUCUGGUCUCCCUGAAGGCGAUAAUGCUGAGAAUGGAGUUCUUCCUCCUGUUUUAUUGCUUCUCCUGCAUCCGACAAUCUAUAAAGGAACCAACCCUAGAGAGAGAGAUAGAAGGAGAGAAAUGGAGGGCAAAGGAGAGAAAUGUCAUGGAUGCUUGAGUGCUCAAGUUGAAGUGGUGGUUCUAGGAUUCGAUGUCCUCAUUUCCAGCCUCCUCGGGUGGGUCAAGUAUCAGGUGGUUCGAAGGAGAUGCAGCCACAACUUUCCAAGGACUGAUACAUCGUCACCGGGAGGAUGGGUUGUUGGAAGGGAUGCAUCACCGGGAAGAAGGACUCAGCCGGAAGUUGGAGGGUGCGUCGGGCACCUUCUGAUGUUGGGAUUCUGUGCGCAUUUCAUAUGGAAUAUGCAUCUUCUCACCCUCUUUGACUUAAUGUACGGAUUAGAUUAA
Messenger RNA from Lactuca saligna, 2079 nucleotides. Lineage: Eukaryota; Viridiplantae; Streptophyta; Magnoliopsida; Asterales; Asteraceae. The record is from the annotation of a GenBank genome assembly.